Molecule: messenger RNA, 396 nt
Organism: Parasteatoda tepidariorum (common house spider)
Lineage: Eukaryota; Metazoa; Arthropoda; Arachnida; Araneae; Theridiidae
Source: RefSeq, a predicted model, not a curated record
AUGGGACUGUGCAAUUUAGGAAAGAUUGUGGUGGAGGUGGAGGAAGGGAUUAGGAUAUUAGCUUCUGUUUUUGAAUUCUGGCCUUGGGCUGAAUCUAUAUACGACUCAAAUUUGUUCGAUGCUUUCGUGCGUUUUUCUUUUAAAAAUGGCUUAAAAUCACAUAGUUUUGUUCACACAACUGAUAAACCUUAUUCUUGUAUUGUCUGUAAUAAAAGAUUUACACAAAAGCAUCAGUUAAAAGCGCACAAUCUUGUUCAUAGUAAAGAAAAGAUUUAUUCUUGUAGUAUGUGCUCCAUGAGUUUUACUGAAAAACACCAUUUAAUUUCAAAUACUUUCGUCCAUACUAAAGAAAAACCUUUCACUUGUGGUAUAUGUCAGAGAAGUUUUUCACUUUAA